Molecule: messenger RNA, 2166 nt
Organism: Aspergillus luchuensis
Lineage: Eukaryota; Fungi; Ascomycota; Eurotiomycetes; Eurotiales; Aspergillaceae
Product: MKT1 family protein
Exons: 9
Coding region: 1-2166 (721 amino acids)
Biological process (GO): DNA double-strand break processing; DNA recombination; mismatch repair
Cellular component (GO): nucleus
Molecular function (GO): 5'-3' DNA exonuclease activity; 5'-flap endonuclease activity
Source: RefSeq, a predicted model, not a curated record
AUGCCAAUCCGUCCGCUCGAUGAAUGGGCCGCGACCCGCACCCAGUCCCUCCCCCUCUCAGCUCUCAAAGGGGCGGUUGUCGGUAUCGAUGCGUCGCACUACAUUUCUCAACACCUCCUCCAACCGUCCACACGCGAGCCCCUUCUUGUCGCCCUCGGCGGCUUUCCAUUCGCAUUGAAGAGCAACAUUGAAAGAGAAUUGAAGGCCUACAAGGAUCUGGGCGUGGCUUGUAUUUUCGUGUUCAACGGUCUCGACUUUGGCAAAAAGGAUCAACGACCCCACGUGCAGCAGGAGUCCGUCCGGGCAUUCGAGCAGGCUUGGGAUCUUUACGAUCAACAGCAGGCGGACCAAGUGGUGGAUGCGUUCAGCAGCGCCGGCACCCCUCGACCCGAGUCGCUAUACCGGUUCUUGCAGCGCAUACUUCUUCAACAUGGCGUGGAUUAUAUCGUUGCUCCCUAUAGUGCUGCAGCUCAGCUUUCCUACCUGGCCAAGGGACCGAAUCCGCUGAUCGAUGCUAUCUGCGGCCCCUCCGAAGUGUUGAUGUUCGACGUGGAGAAACUGAUCACCCGUAUUGAGAUUGACCCGGCGCAAUUUUUCUGGAUCAACAAACAGACAUGUCUGGAAGAACUAGGCCGCCUAUCAAAUGAUCAGUUCUUGGACUUUUGCCUUCUUUUGGGCUCUUCCUUCCUCCAGCCCUUCCCUGGUUUCGAAACCCAUGUCUUCCCCGGAAAGAACCCUACGGUCCGAGAUGCACUGCCAAUGUUCAACGCGGCAGGACGAAGCGCUCUCGCUCUCUGCGCUCAGUUUGAAGAAGAUCGCCGGAUGCAGGAGCUUGAAUACACGGAUCGUUACAAGCGCGCAUGCAUGACUGUGAAGCACCAUGUCUAUAUCGAUGUUGACGGCAGGGUGGGUCCUAUGGACCAGGAGAAUGCCUCGUCCGAUAUGCACGCCGUCAUCGGCCUGCGCCUCCCAGAAGAGCUUUACUUCUACUUGUCCAAGGGAAUUCUGGGCCCCGAUGUGCCCAACUACUUGACGUCGGGUGAAGUCCUCAUCUCAUUGCCGUUGGGCGUCGAGGACACGGAAAUUUACCGCCAAGUUGCCGGCAGCACCCUCACACCCAUCCGGACUCAGUCGAUUUGCCUGCUAUCGAACUCCCUCCAUCGGUUCUAUCAGACCAAGGUUAUCAAUGUGCGAACAUGGUUUGAUGAAAAAUCCCCUUCGACGAUCAACCUCCGAGAUCUACCUCCAGUCAAAGAUUCAAUCCAAUCUUGGAAGAUUCCCACCGAGCAGCUUCCAGAGAGCUUGCAGAAACUGCAGAGCUCGUGUGGACGUUUCCAAUUUGCGGUCCAGAGCUUGAAAGAUAGUGACUUUGUAGCGAAGUCCAAGGCUACGAAAGACACUAAGCAAUUAUCGUCACAAGAUGAGCUGCUUGCCAAUGUCUUCUGGCGCUUCCUACAGCUUCGCGGCUACAUUGAUGAGAAACAUCAGCUUACCCAGUGGGGUGUUUGCCUUGAGCAAGCAUUGUCGGGACUUGAUCCGGCGGAUGCGCUUGAAGAGCCAACAUUCCUUGCCAUUGAGAUGAUCCGGUUUGGCCUGCUCAACUCCAAGCAGUGGUUCUCCCAUGUUUCGGGAGGUCCUAUGAGAGGAUCAGAUGAGGAUAAGAGCCUCAACAUGCUUGUUUCCCGCCUUGCUUGCAUCGCCAAACUCCAGCACAAGAGCAUCGGUUAUUCUGGACCACUAAGCCGGCAACUGCUCUGCUACCGAUCCCUGAUCUCCGAGGUUCGUUCUACGCUACGGACGCUCAUCGAGGUGGUUCUGGCCAGUCUGCUCCUGAGCGGCGAUGCUGACCGGGAGCGAAACGAUUGGGGCGAACUGAGCAUCAAGCUUCCGUUCAUCGACGACAACGACUGCGGUCUUGGAAUUGCUGUCCGUACCUACCUUGAUGAUCUGCCCUUGCAAGCGGAUCCCACAUCGCCAGAGGCGCGGGCAGAAGUGAAAUCGAAGGGCAAGGAAUGGUUCCAGCAUAGCGACAGCUUUACGGGCAACCUGGACAUGGCGUUCAAGCUGUGGGAUGCGGUAUACCGCGGUACGCAGAGCGCAGGCAAGGAACUUAAGGAGGGCAAGCAGUGGGAGGAUGCGAACCGCUGGUUGGCCGAGCGGCGGUAA